CAGAUGGAGAGACAUAUAUAGACAGAGCAGCUCAGGCAGCAGCCCUGAACCCUGGAGUUACUACACAGUUAUGCUGUUGUUCCCUACACACAGACAGGAAAGAGAAAAAGAGAGUGAAAGAGGGGGAUAGUGCUCAUCUACUGGAAAGGAGGGGCAGGGGAGAGUACUUUUCUGUACUUUUCCCAGAAACACGUGGAUGGAACUCACAUGCUGACCUUAUGAUGUGGGUCGCUCUUUGACCGGACUGUGUGGACACGGGUAUCAAAACAGUGAUGACUCAGAGAGCGGAGGAGAUUAAAUUGAACGAAAUACCAACAUUUCUCAAAGGAGCCCAUGUCUCCAAUUGGGUCAAUAUGAUGGAACUCAUGCACUCCCAAAUCAUUUGGAAUAAUUCUGAAAGUAGAAGCCUCUCAAAGGCAACUACCUAUUGGACUUGAGAAAAAGACAGGGUGAGGGCAGGAAGGUUAGCAGAAUGUUUAUGAAUUUCAGAAGGAUCAGAAGAUGUCAAUGUGUGCAGCUGGUGACGACAGGCUUUGUCCUGUCUGUGUUGAUGGUGUGCUGGGUGCAGCUGGACCACCAUAUGGAGAACCGUUACUUGGUCAACAGCUUUGACUUCAUCAACAAGAGCUUUGGCAUCAGCCAGCAGGAGUCGGAAAGCCUGAGCAACUUCCUGUACCUCAUCAACCACCAUGACAAGUGUAACAGCAAUGAUGUGCUGCUGCUGCUGUUUGUCAAAUCUUCCCCAGAGAACCUGGAGAGGAGGCAGGCCAUCCGGGCCACCUGGGGGAAUGAGAACUACAUCCAAAAGGAGCUGGGGGCCAACGUGAGGGUGCUGUUUGCCCUGGGGGUCUACUCCAACCCCCAGCAGAGGGGCAGUGUGCAGAGAGGGCUGCUGGGGGAGGACCAGGUCUAUGGGGACCUGGUCCAGCAGGACUUUGUGGACACCUUUCACAACCUCACCAUCAAACUGCUACUGCAGUUCCGCUGGAGACACACCUACUGCAACAAAGCACGCUUCCUCAUGUCAGCCGACGACGACAUCUUUGUCCACAUGCCCAACCUGGUGCACUACCUGCAAGGCCUGAUCCAGCAGGGGGCCCGGGACCUCUGGGUGGGCCACGUGCACAGGGGAGCCCCCCCUAUCCGCCAGAAGGACAGCAAGUACCACGUGCCUUAUGAGAUGUACCAGUGGCCCUCCUACCCAGACUACACCGCUGGGGCAGGGUACGUAGUCUCAAGGGAUGUGGCUGCCAAAAUCUACCAGGCAACUCUGUUCCUCAAUGCCUCGCUGUACAUUGACGAUGUGUUCAUGGGCAUCUGUGCCAACGCCAUGGGGGUGUCUCCCCAGGAACAUGUUUACUUUUCAGGGGAAGGGAAGGCCCCCUAUCACCCCUGUAUCUACGAUAAGAUGAUCACCUCUCACGGACAUGUAGCAGACGUCCGGCACCUGUGGAAGGCAGCUAUGGACCCACAGAUUCAUGACAUUUCCUCUGGCCAGGUGGGAAAGCUGUACUGCACAGCAGUGAAAAUCAUGCUCCUCUGUAAACCUUACUAUUUAAAUACCUACCCAUGCAAGGCAGCCUUUUCAUAGUGUACUGUUAGGCUGCACAGAAUGUCACUUCAGUCUUUUUCAUUUAUAUUUCAGUGUCUGCAGCUGGUAUCAUCUUCAAAAUAAAGACCAAAGCCAUG
Molecule: messenger RNA, 1689 nt
Organism: Oncorhynchus masou masou (cherry salmon)
Lineage: Eukaryota; Metazoa; Chordata; Actinopteri; Salmoniformes; Salmonidae
Product: lactosylceramide 1,3-N-acetyl-beta-D-glucosaminyltransferase A-like
Exons: 2
Coding region: 473-1591 (372 amino acids)
Cellular component (GO): Golgi membrane
Source: RefSeq, a predicted model, not a curated record